Bradysia coprophila is the source of this 814-nucleotide messenger RNA. RefSeq names its product MYC associated factor X (gene Max). Gene Ontology annotation, molecular function: protein dimerization activity; DNA-binding transcription factor activity. Gene Ontology annotation, cellular component: RNA polymerase II transcription regulator complex. NCBI's taxonomy places the organism in Eukaryota, Metazoa, Arthropoda, Insecta, Diptera, Sciaridae. Gene Ontology annotation, biological process: positive regulation of transcription by RNA polymerase II. The record is from RefSeq and is a predicted model, not a curated record.
UAUAAUGAUGUUUUGACAUUCAACGCCAUGUUGUUUUUGUGAAAAAUACAGAGGAGAAGAGUGGUUUUGAUAAUAAUAAUAAUUUCCAAAUAUUUAUACAAACUAAUUUAGAGUAUUAGCGUCUAAGCAUUUAACUAUUAAACAGUGAACGGACCAACAUUUAUCAAAUUAACUGGUGAUUCUGAAUGAUAGAUAAACGAUCCAUCGAAGACAGAUCACGAUGAGUGACGAUGACAGAGAUAUUGACAUUGAAAGUGAUGAUGAAAAUGAUUCCGAUACCAGAUCACAAAACCGUUCUUCGACCAAUGGCACACAAUUUUUUUCUCAGGCUGAAAAACGAGCUCAUCACAAUGCACUAGAAAGAAAACGUCGAGAUCACAUAAAAGACAGUUUUACCUCACUGAAAGAAUCCGUUCCAUCACUGCAAGGCGAAAAGGCAGCGAGUCGAGCUCAAAUACUUAAAAAAGCUGCCGAUUUCAUUCAAUUUAUGCGACGCAAAAACUUUUCGCAUCAACAGGACAUCGACGACCUGAAGAGACAAAACAAAAUUCUGGAACAACAAAUAAAACAGCUGGAACAACAACAAGCAAACCUAAGAAAUGGAGACUAUCAUAAAGAUAUGAAAUCAGAUACAUCAAGCGAUGAGCUUACAGAUGGCGAAGAACCGAUCGAACAGAAAUCGAAAAAAUUCAAAUCAACAUCAUCGUAUGCUGGUUAGGAUAUGAUUUUCCUUCUAUUUUGUAUAAUUCGCUCGUCAUUUUAAUGUGUCUCUACUGUAAACAUAAAAAAAUAAAUUUAUUGUUUUGUAAAUGGA